Echinostoma caproni is the source of this 1584-nucleotide messenger RNA. Lineage: Eukaryota; Metazoa; Platyhelminthes; Trematoda; Plagiorchiida; Echinostomatidae. The record is from the annotation of a GenBank genome assembly.
AUGGAUGCUCUUUCACCAUUUUGUCUCACCAACAACGACGUUCACGAUACACCGACCACUGCAGUCAACGCGAUCGGGAUCAACACAGUACCGAGUCCGAACAUGAGCAAGAAAACACGACCGUAUGAGAUAUGCACACCCGCAUCGCUGACGAAAGCCGGCGAAAUGACAUGUUUAUCCGUAUCAAGCACCCCCAAGUGGCAUCAUUAUUCACCGGCUGAUUCGAAUGGAACUACCGAGAAAUCCAGACAGAAUGGCUUACCUCCAUCUCCAUCUGAUGUGGAGUCUGCAUCUGCUUUGGUUUCAACCGCCGGUAAUAUGCCGAUGUCUACAGGAGAUUUACAUACCAGAAACGGGUUUGAUUCACCUAUUGAAAUGGCUGUGACCAAGGACCGAUUUGCUAGUGAACGGGAUGUUGUGAAAAAGCGACGUAACCGCACUACAUUUACCAGCUUCCAACUCAAUGAAAUGGAACGAGUAUUCCAAAAAACUCACUAUCCGGAUGUGUAUGCCAGAGAACAAUUGGCCAUGCGCACUGCUCUUACCGAGGCCCGAGUUCAAGUGUGGUUCCAGAAUCGUCGCGCCAAAUGGAGGAAACGGGAACGCCUGGGUAGUACACAAGAAAGCUACCUGGAUAGCGACAUUCCUUCGCUAACCAACACCGCACUCGAUCCGUCCACAUUCCCAAUAACUGCAGCUGCCGUGGCAGCCGCGGCCGUGGCAGCUGGAUCAACCGGAGGAACGAAUGGUGGUGGUGGUAGUGGUGGUGGUUCGUGUCUGAAUACGUCACACUUUUAUCGACGCCACGCGCCAAUUUUCGAUCCACAAAAUCUUAGCCAAAUUAAAUCCCCUCGCAUGAGAACUCCGUUACCGGAGUCACAUUCACCGUCUUGGUCAGACCCUCCGUUUCUUUUUUCGAACAGAAUUAAUGCAUUGGGAAGUACAACGAUGCAAUGUCUGACCAAUGUCGCUUAUAUGCCCGACGGAAUCGGAUCUGAGAGUUCGUUUGUGUUCGACAAAUCAACCGGUUCUACACGUGGCACAUCAAAUAGCUCCAAUCUGAACUGGAAUGCAGAAACAUUCAAUAGUUUGCAUGAAUUAGAUUUGUCCUGUUCCUCGAAAAAUGGUCGUUCUGUCUACGAAUCUCAUCAAUCUGACAGUUACCCGACGUCCAUCGCAGGCUUGACAACCAACUGCUGCACACCACAAGCAUUCAAUGCAGACAUCCAAAAGUUGCCCCUAUUUGAUCCGAUAACAUUCCCAUAUUCGCGUCCUGUGUUUCCUCAGUCGAACUUAUUAAAUCACCACACAUCUCAGUUCAACUCCCAAUCGAAAUCAGUCAGUACAUCUACGUGGCCAUCAACCAACUCACAUGGAAACUCAUCCAACCUGGACAACCUCCCUUCGCAACUGGAUCGUCAAGCGGUGGAAGUAGUGAGAUCGUUCGCAAGCGGUGCUCAGUCAAACUUGAUGAACCAGUCAACAGGACUCCCAUCGGGUGUUUUUUCCACUCCAACAGUCAACGCUAAUGACCCUAAUCGCCCAGUUAGUCCAACAUGGAUUUCCCAUGAAUUUACCGUCUAA